Echinostoma caproni is the source of this 645-nucleotide messenger RNA. The record is from the annotation of a GenBank genome assembly. Lineage: Eukaryota; Metazoa; Platyhelminthes; Trematoda; Plagiorchiida; Echinostomatidae.
AUGGGCAUGACGGGGCUCUAUCAGCUGUCGGAGGGCGGAGAUUCGGUCGAUGCAUCCACGACCGGUGCGAAACCCAGUCUACUCACGAGCAUACUCCCCACGCGUCUUGUGCAAUCUCCGAAGAAUAACGGACGCUGUUUCACUGAUCCUAAUUCCUCCCCGAUGUCUGCCGAACGUGAUCGGUCGUCUGACAGACAUCUGAGAAAUCCAAAUGCACUUGAUAGUCGGUUGGCCACGGAUUCGACAUAUGUAGAUCAUGCUCCGUUGGUCUCCCAUAUGAAUCACGGGGACCAGGAAGAAACAGUCACAGACAACACGCCUGCGACUGUGGAUCCACUCACUGCCGAGUACGUUGCUGCCAGUUUUGAGCUACACCAGCGUAGAACGGCUCGACGUCUCCGACGCGCACGUGUUCGUGAGCGUAUCGAGGCGAUUCAAAAACAGAUUCAAGCGACCGAUUUGGAACGAACACGCUGGUUUCCGGCCCCCGUUUCUCAUUUCAUGCGUCGUUUUUUCGUCGAGAGUGGGUACUUCCGGAACCCGAUGGAGGCUGCCCUCGGGGCUUCCAUUUUUCUGCUACUCAGUAUCGGAGUCAGUAUGGCGCUCUAUUCCCGCUGGUUUGGGACCUCGCCAGUGCGUGAUUGA